AUGCCAAAGAACAUUGAUUGGAGCCGCGAGAACGAACUCCGCUUCCUCCUCCUAUGUAUCAAAUCCACCGAUAAAGUCAAUUUACACCGUGUCUGUGAGGGGUUUGGGGAGGGGAUCACGGUGAAUUCGGCUAGGAAGAAGUUGAAGAGGUUGACUGAUUCGGUGAUGGGCACAACGACGUCAACUGGGAAGGGCAAAGGAUCGCAGAAGGGGAGGAAGAAGAUGGUGGAGGAGGAAGACGAUGUGGACGAGGUGCAGGUGGGAAAGAGGGAGAGGAGGAGUAGUGGCACCAAAAGGAAGAGGGUUAAGAAGGAAGAGAGCGGGGAGGAGGAUGGCGAUGUCGAAGUCGAGGAAGCGUACGAAAAUGAGAUGAAGGAGGACGACGGAGCUAAAGAGGAGGAGGAGGAGAAGGAGGAGUGA
Messenger RNA from Saitoella complicata NRRL Y-17804, 420 nucleotides. RefSeq lists its product as uncharacterized. The transcript has a single exon. NCBI's taxonomy places the organism in Eukaryota, Fungi, Ascomycota, Saitoellomycetes, Saitoellales, Saitoellaceae. The record is from RefSeq and is a predicted model, not a curated record. Bases 1 to 420 code for a protein of 139 amino acids.